UCUUCAGUUUUUUUGAGGUUAUAUAAAAGCAAAUAUCAGAAUUUGCUUAAUUUUUCCUAAAAGUUUAAAGAAUUAAUAAAAAAAAAAUAAAUCAUCACAAUGUCUGACUUUGAUAGCUUAUCUUCCAGCAGUGCUGACAAAGAAUUGCAAGAAUUCCUAAUGAUGGAAAAACAAAAAGCACAAGUAAAUGCUCAGAUCCAUGAAUUCAAUGAAAUCUGCUGGGAUAAGUGCAUAGGCAAACCAGGCUCCAAAUUGGAUAGUGCUACCGAAACGUGUUUGUCCAACUGUGUGGAUCGUUUUAUUGACACCUCUCUGCUGAUAACACAACGUUUUGCUCAAUUAUUACAAAAACAAUCGGGUGGCAUGUAAUAAAUAUUCUUGGACAAAACAAAUUAUUUUUAGCAGUACAAUUUCCUGACCAAAUUAACAAACCUUUAAAGGACACAUUUUUUUUUUUGAAGUAAGAUUUGAAAUCUUUAGGAAAUUUCACUUAAUUUUCCGAAAAGAAAAAAUGCCGUGUAAUUUUUAUUUUGAACUUUAAUAGUUUUUUGUUAUUUUAAAUAGUUCCAUUAAAAAAAUAAGAAUUACAACCAAAAAAAAA
Molecule: messenger RNA, 601 nt
Organism: Calliphora vicina (urban bluebottle blowfly)
Lineage: Eukaryota; Metazoa; Arthropoda; Insecta; Diptera; Calliphoridae
Gene: Tim8
Product: translocase of inner membrane 8
Exons: 2
Coding region: 100-369 (89 amino acids)
Source: RefSeq, a predicted model, not a curated record